UGGUAAAGUUUUGGUUGUGGAUUUUUGGGAUAGUGAACGUGGUCUCAUAAUGAUAUCUGCUUUGGUUUGGGUUCCUCGUGGUGCUUCUCAAAAUAAAGAAAACGAAAUAGAAGACUUUAUUUCCAGUAGCUGUAUUAUUGAAGAAAACGAAGCCGUUAUGGAAGAAAGUGAUGAGUCAUCAGACUCUUCGUCUGUAUCCGUCGGUGAUGUGUUGGCUCCUGAUCUAAACAGCCUGACCCAGCAAGAUACAUUACAGGCGGACUAUGAAAAAGACCAACAGGAUGAGGAAGAAAGGGAAGAUCUCCAAUAUCGUGAAACGGACGCCGUAGUUAUAUGCGGUUUGACAGAAGAUGAGGUUUCUUCUUUGGUAUUUUAUGUCAUAGAAGACACGGAAGACGGACCGCACUUGUAUCCACACCAUGAUUUGGUGCUUCCAUCUUUUCCUUUGUCGCUAGCGUGGUGUGAUAUCUCUGGCUUGGAUGGUUGGAACUGCCAAAGUUGCGUUGCUGUUGGUAGUCUUAUACCACAAAUUGAGAUAUAUGAUGCAAGUGCUGUUGAUGAACUGGAACCUCUUGCCAUUCUUGGGGAAACUCGUGUCUCAAAACUUUCUUCGAGCUCUACCCGAAAGAAAACUAAGAGAAGACCAAAGAAAGUGGAUUCAGAGUAUCAUGUGGACUCUGUAUUAAGUUUAUCGUGGAAUAGAAACGACAAACGGCUUUUGGCAAGCGGUUCAGCUGAUUGCACGGUUCGUUGUUGGGAUAUAACCACCUGUAAGAGUGUUCGGACUUGGCUACACCAUGAAAAGGAAGUUCAAAGUGUUUGUUGGCAUGAGAAAGAACCCACUCUACUCUUAUCAGGUUCUUUUGAUCAGACUGUCUCACUUUUGGAUAUUCGGGUGAACCAAAAUAUUCCAAGCUUUCGUUUAUCUGUUGACUCUGAUGUGGAAUCUGUUUGUUGGGUGCCAACCAGUUGGGAAGGUGCUGCAAGCUCAAAGUUUUUGGUUACACUUGAAAAUGGCACAAUGGAAUUAUUCGAUAGUAGAAUGGCAAGCUCUGAAAGUCAACGUUCUGUUGCAUUGUGGACCUGUAAGGCUCAUGAGAAAGCUGUUUCUGCUUGCACAUUCUCCACACAUUUCAAAGGAAUGCUAGUUACUGGUUCUUUGGAUGAAAGCCUUAGACUUUGGGAUUGUAAGGAAAGUCGACCUCAGUUGGUCCAGGAAUGGAAAACUACAGGAGUAGGAGCUAUUUUUGCCACUCAAUUUUGUCAAGAUAUAGAGACAUCGAAUUGGUUGGCUUUGAGUGGUUCUAAAGGAAAACUAGAGUUGUUGGAUAUUCUUACUAUUGGAGAUACUUUAGUACAACAUUUUCCAGAAUGUUCUCAAAAGAGUUCCCGUUCAACUCGAAGUUUUAUAGGAGUAUAUUCCGAUGAUGAAAGUUUAUCUUCUUCUUCUUCUUCCGAUUAAACACUUAAGAGUAAUGGAAUGAUGUCUGUCUUUACUUGCCAACUUGGAGAGCUAAAUACCCAAUCCACUUUAAUCAUAUUAUACUGUAGUUGUUCUCAUUGGCAAACAAACGUAUCUAUCAUUGGAAG
Molecule: messenger RNA, 1590 nt
Organism: Galdieria sulphuraria
Lineage: Eukaryota; Rhodophyta; Bangiophyceae; Galdieriales; Galdieriaceae
Product: transducin family protein / WD-40 repeat family protein
Exons: 2
Coding region: 50-1462 (470 amino acids)
Biological process (GO): rRNA processing
Cellular component (GO): nucleus
Molecular function (GO): protein binding
Source: RefSeq, a predicted model, not a curated record